ACACUUAUUUUAUUAUUAUUUCAAAAUAUCCUCUGUUUUGAUUGAUUCUUAUUUCUUCAAACUCUAUAAUAAUAAUAAUAACAAUAACAAUCUUCCUUGAAAUCGAAAUAAUAAAAAUAAAUAAAAAGUAAAAGAAGAAGAAAGAAAUGGCGGAUCAGCUAACGGAUGAUCAGAUCUCUGAGUUUAAAGAAGCUUUCAGCCUUUUUGAUAAGGAUGGCGAUGGUUGCAUCACGACAAAGGAGCUUGGAACUGUGAUGAGAUCCUUGGGGCAGAAUCCUACGGAGGCUGAACUCCAGGACAUGAUAAACGAAGUUGAUGCUGAUGGCAAUGGAACCAUUGAUUUCCCAGAGUUUCUAAACCUAAUGGCCAGGAAGAUGAAGGAUACAGACUCCGAGGAAGAACUGAAGGAAGCAUUCAGAGUUUUUGACAAGGAUCAGAAUGGCUUCAUUUCUGCUGCUGAGUUGCGUCAUGUGAUGACAAAUCUCGGCGAGAAACUUACUGAUGAAGAAGUUGAUGAGAUGAUCCGAGAGGCUGAUGUUGAUGGUGAUGGCCAAAUCAACUACGAGGAGUUUGUUAAGGUUAUGAUGGCCAAGUAAUAUAACCCUUUCGUAUUGGGUUUUUAUAUUAGUACUAUUUGAAAAGACAAAAAGGGUUAACACUAUCUUUUUAUAUUAGUACUAUUUGAAAUGAUUUGGGACAAAAAGAUGCUAAUUAUGUCACGGAUGCCUUAAUCAUAUGUUUAAUUAUGUAUCUUUUUACAAUUA
Erigeron canadensis is the source of this 764-nucleotide messenger RNA. Its product is annotated as calmodulin-7. The transcript has 2 exons. Lineage: Eukaryota; Viridiplantae; Streptophyta; Magnoliopsida; Asterales; Asteraceae. The record is from RefSeq and is a predicted model, not a curated record. Gene Ontology annotation, molecular function: enzyme regulator activity; calcium ion binding. Bases 147 to 596 code for a protein of 149 amino acids.